GCAACGCAAUCGAUUUUGACGUUUGGCGCCGUCAAGAGGCGCCAAUUUUUAAAACAUGGAACAUAGUUCUUCCUCUAAAAGAGAUAACGAAAACGCUUUGCAUAAAUUAUUAGAUGAGAAUCAUUUAGUGCGAAUUCACAAAUUCUUUUUACGCGAAGAAAGUGGACAAUUGGAUAUAAAUCAGUUGAAGCAAGUGCUUCACGAUGUUGCUAAAUUGGAUUUUGACCCCGAUAAGUUCGAAGUAGUUUUUCGAAAAAUCAAUAUAAAACGAGACGGUUUAGUUACCUGGGACGAGUUUAUAUCUCAUUUAAUUCUCAAUUUUAAAAAUCAAGACGUCGUUGCGGAAUAUCAAGAUUUAGAUCCCCCAAUUUCGAAACCACCAAGAAUCUUAAAAAGUUAUCAUCGCCAUCCGAUAAAUCGAAUCACUUUCAGUCCCAACAUGAAACCCGAUAGAAGUGUUAAUUUUUCCGAUGGAAGUUACGUAACUUGUAGCAGAGACGGAGAUAUUAAUUAUUGGUCUUUGGAUUUUAGCUUAGAGAGAUCCGUGCAAUCGAAAUGUUUAGAUUUAAAGGUUGCAACUACAUGGGUAACCGAUUUGGUGUGUUUACCGGAUGUUAGUGCGGUUUGUACAUCAAGUACUGAACGAGAUAUUCGAUUUUACGAUACUUCCGCUAGAAAAUUCGAUAUUAGGGUAAUUUUUAGUUCGUUGGAUUACGCUGUUUGUACAAUGCAUUAUGUUAUUGCUAAAGAUGCGGAAUCGGAAUCAAUGCUUUUAUUGGGCGAUAUGGGAGGAAAUGUAAAGGUUAUUUUGUUUAAUUCACUCGCUAGAGGGCCGUUUAAAAGUAAAUUGGGUGAACCUUUAAUGAGGGCGAGGUAUGAUGCUUUAGUGAAGGGUGUAGUACCGGGAUUUCGACUUGUUGAGUUCAAGAACGUCCACUCAGAUUGGGUACAACAAGUUUCUUAUUACCCGGGUUUAUCGAUGAUAGCUUCUUGUGCUGUUUGCCCAAAAGUUUCAGUGCAAUUACGCGAUCUUAACGAAAAUAAAGGAAUUUAUAUUUAUAAAAUGACUAGAGGAGCUUAUUGCUUUACUUUCGCCGAUGGUAUUCAUCUCAUGGCAACCGGAAGUCCGGAUUGUUUGGUGAAAGUUUGGAAUAUUUUUGUGCCGAGACGACCCAGCGUAAUUUUCCAAGGUCAUCAUUCCGGAGUUGUUUCCGUUGUGUUUCAAGAUGAUGCAAAAAUUCUUUGUUCGAUUUCUACUGAUAAAUGUAUUAAAGUAUGGGAUGUUGCCGCGCAGUGUUGUUUGCAAACUUACACUGGUUUGCCAUCGGAACUUGGGGAGCACACGGAUUUAACUGUUUUGUAUAACCCAGAUACUCGGCAACUUUUAAUCGGCAUGGUUAUGGUUGCUAUUGUGCCAUUAUGCCCAACGCAAAGUGGUGAACACACCGAUGGGAAUACUCAUUGUAGUGCUAUUUCUGUUUUAUUAUACAACCCAUUAUUUGAAGUGAUUGUAACAUGCGGUUUAGACAGUUUCAUAAUAGUUUGGGAUCCAUGGAAAGGAAGGCGAAUGUCCGUAGUAAAAGAGGCUCACAUAAGAACUUUACACGGCAAAGUCCACCCCGUAGAAAUAACAGCAGCAACCUUCGACCCUGGUUAUCAGCUUCUUCUAACAGGAGCCCAUGAUGGAUCCUUAAAAACAUGGAACUUCAAUACCGGAACAUGCAUGCGAAAUAUGCGCAUAGAAGAUAACUGCGAAGUCACCGGAGUUGUUUGGAUUAAAGGAAGAAUUUUAGCGAUCGGUUGGAAUAGGCACGUAACAGAAUUCGCUGAUAGUGGUGGUCACGCAGGACCUGGUGGAGCGUUCAGUAAAAGCUGGGAGACGAAUCACACUGAAGACGUUUUAUGUUCAUCCGCAAGAAUUCCUCAAACUUUAGUUACCAGUUCUUAUACUGGAGAAUUGGUUAUGUGGCAAUUAGAAACCGGACAAGCAUAUAAGAGAUACAACGUCACCGAUCCUACGCAUAGAAUUAAAUUGCAUUACACAAAAGAGAAACAAUCAAAAAAAUUUAAAAAGGCUAAUACUAAAAAACCUUUGGUUGUGCAUUUAGAAGGACCCGCGAAAACAAUGGAACAUCCAACGUCGGCAGUUAGUACGGCUACAUCAAAGAUUCCAGGUGUAAAAGCUCGAAGAUUAACAGUUGUUCUCAUGCCUAAAACAACAAUAGCAAUAAGAGGUUUAGCAAUAAGAGCUAUGACUUUUUUAAGUUCACGACCAAUGCUUCCCCAUGUAGGAACCUUAUUGGUUAGUUUAGAAAACGGAGCAAUUCAAGUUUGGUCUCAUCAUAACAGCGGGGGAUUUAUCACCGCUUUUUAUGCUAUACAUAAAGGUGGAGAUUAUGUUGUUUCUAUGUGUACCGAUGAACAAGAUGAAUAUUUAUUUACAGGCACAACAAGUGGUUACAUUAAAACUUGGCUAAUGAAAGAUUAUUGUACUGGGGAGGAUGUUAAAGUAUGCAUGCCACUUUAUAGAGUAAAAUUUCCAUUUAUGUGGAGAGAUUUGUUUGAGGGAAAAGCUAAACGAGCCAAUAGGGGUCAAGAAAAACCUACUCUUUUAAAUAGUUACAGAGGACAUAGGAUGUUGGUUUCUGCAUUAGCUUUUAUGGAUAAACCUCAAAUAUUAAUAAGUGCCAGUGCAGAUUAUAGUGCAAGAUUGUGGACUUUAUCUGGCAGAUAUUUAGGCACAUUAGGCACCUUUAAAAAAUGGAAACCAUUAGAUCCGGAAGUUCCUCCAGGUGACGAUUUUGAAUAUACAAUUCCCCCAGAUAUUUCAAGAGUAAAAAGCAUGACAACGUUUAAAGUUUUAAUGGGUGGUGAUAUCCCACACAGAUUAACCGCCAAACAACUCGCUAAAAUGCAAGAAAAAGUUGUCGAUAUUGAAGAUUACACAAAGGGGAUUUACGGGCAUAGAUUAGAGGAUCCAAUUCUCGGCAACUUUUAUCAUUUACCAGAAAGAAAAACGCACAGACAUGAAUUUGAAUUGGAUACAACUUUUUCAUAUAUACCUGUUUAUCAACACAUGGUAACUGAACCAUUAAACGAAGUUCCUAAACCGAGAGAUGACCCGGAACUGAAAAAACAAAGAGUGAAAUUGAUGACGCAAAAUAAAUGUGAACCAGCUGUGUGUAAAGGAACUCCAAAACAUUAAAAAAUAAU
Molecule: messenger RNA, 3213 nt
Organism: Onthophagus taurus
Lineage: Eukaryota; Metazoa; Arthropoda; Insecta; Coleoptera; Scarabaeidae
Product: WD repeat-containing protein WDY
Molecular function (GO): calcium ion binding; protein binding
Source: RefSeq, a predicted model, not a curated record